AUGCCACCCCCGCCGGCGGCAACGGCGGCGGCGGCGGUGCAGCACCUGGAAUCCUUCCUCCCGCGCCUGACCACGCUCUCACACUACAAGCAGUUCCACGCGCGCCUCCUCACCUCCGCCCGCCUCCACUCCGACACCUUCCUCCGCGCGCGCUUCCUCGACCGCCUCGCGCUCUCCGCGCACCCGGAGGCGCUGCCGCACGCCCUCCUCCUCCUCCGCUCCCUCCCGUCUCCCGCCACCAACGACUUCAAUGCCGCCCUCCGAGGCCUCGCCGCCUCUCCCCACCCGGCGCGCUCCCUCCUCCUCCUCGCCGGCCGCCUCCUCCCCUCGCCGUCCCCGCCGCCUCCCCGCCUCGACGCGCUCUCCCUCUCCUUCGCGCUCAAGGCCUCCGCCCGGUGCUCCGACGGCCCCGCCACCCUCCAGCUCCACGCGCUCGUCGUGCGCCUCGGAUGCACACCCGACGUCCGGCUCAUGACCACGCUGGUCGACUCCUAUGCCAAGUGUGGCGAACUCGGGUCCGCGCGGAAGGUGUUCGAUGAAAUGAUUGUCCGGGACGUGGCCUCAUGGAACUCGUUGCUUGCUGGGCUGGCCCAGGGGACUGAACCGACCCUCGCGCUGGCGCUGUUCCACAGACUGGCAGGGAGCUUCCACGAGCUGCCGCCAAGGGAGGCACCCAACGAGUUAACCAUCGUCGCGGCGCUUUCUGCGUGUGCACAGAUUGGCUCGUUGCAGGACGGGCUGUAUGUGCACGAGUUUGCCCGUAAAAUUGGGAUCAGCGGCAACGUUCGUGUUUGCAACGCGCUUAUUGACAUGUACUCCAAGUGCUGUUCGCUGGGCCCGGCGCUACAAGUGUUCCACUCCAUCAGACGAGAAGACCGGACGCUUGUGUCGUACAACACCGCAAUACAAGCAGUUUCCAUGCAUGGCCAUGGGGCGGAUGCACUGAGGUUGUUUGAUGAAAUGCCGACAUCUAUCGAGCCGGACGAAGUGACAUACAUAGCCGUGUUGGGUGGGUGUAACCAUGCUGGGCUUGUGGACGAUGGCCUCAGGGUUUUUCAUGGCAUGAGGGUUCCUCCUAAUGUGAAGCACUAUGGCGCUGUUGUGGACCUUCUUGGCCGUGCAGGCCGCCUUGCUGAGGCGUAUGAUACCAUCAAGUCUAUGCCUUUUCCAGCAGACAUCGUCCUCUGGCAGACAUUGCUGGGCGCGUCCAAGAAGCAUGGUGAUGUUGAGCUCGCGGAGGUAGCUGCCACAAAGCUUGCUGAGCUUGGUUCAAAUGUUGACGGUGACUAUGUGCUCCUCUCUAAUGUUUAUGCGUCCAAGGCGCGGUGGGCAGAUGUUGAUCGAGUUCGUGAUACAAUGCGAAGCAAUGAUGUGCAGAAAGUACCUGGCUUCAGUUACACUGAGAUAGGUGGUGUAAUGCAUAAGUUUAUUAAUGGUGAUAGAGAUCACCCUAGGUGGCAGGAGAUAUACAAAGCACUAGAGGGAAUCGUGUCAAGAAUAGGUGAGUUGGGAUAUGAGCCAGAGACAGACAAUGUGCUUCAUGACAUUGGGGAGGAAGAGAAGCAGAACGCAUUGUGCUAUCAUAGCGAAAAGCUGGCCAUUGCAUUUGGGUUGAUUGCUACGCCACCCGGGGAGACCCUGCGGGUGAUAAAAAAUCUCCGAAUAUGUGGGGACUGUCAUGUAGUAGCAAAGCUAAUCUCCAAAGCUUAUAGCCGGGUGAUUGUCAUUCGGGAUAGAGCAAGAUUCCAUCGGUUUGAAGAUGGGCACUGCUCUUGCAGGGAUUACUGGUGA
Molecule: messenger RNA, 1791 nt
Organism: Lolium rigidum
Lineage: Eukaryota; Viridiplantae; Streptophyta; Magnoliopsida; Poales; Poaceae
Product: pentatricopeptide repeat-containing protein OGR1, mitochondrial-like
Exons: 1
Coding region: 1-1791 (596 amino acids)
Biological process (GO): RNA modification
Molecular function (GO): protein binding; zinc ion binding; RNA binding
Source: RefSeq, a predicted model, not a curated record